GCGUAGAUACAUACGAGUAUAAUACUAUAUCCAGAGAAAUCUCUGCUUAAAACCAUCAACAGCAGAAGCAGCAGGAGCAGCAGCAACAGCAACAGCAGCAGCAUAGUCCCCAAACGUGGGACGGUGGUAUCUUCUGCUGUGUAAUAAUAUGGCAUUCCAGAACAUCCUUGUUAACUUAACUAGAGAGUGGUUUAACUAAAAUGAGGAGCGGGUACAAAAUAUAGCUUAGCUGCUUUUAAAGGAAAUAAGUUUAUAUAUUUUUCAAUUUGUUAAUUUGUGAAAUAAACCUCAUUUGUGGCUGAUGACAAAACAAAAACAACAAAAAUUAAUUUAAAACAAAAAAGUUAAGAGAAUCCAAGAACUAUACCUACAAUUAAUUUUAAAAAUAGUGAGAGUGAGUGUAAACUAAAUUAAAAGUGUAACCACCGAUUAAGUACCCACAACCAACAACAAAUCAAUUUUCUCGCAAUUUAACUUUUAUCACCAUCACUGUAAUUGAAUUUCGCGCUUACCUGCUUUACGGCUGCUUUAAUGGUUAACACGCUCCUCCUCUGUCGACUAGGAUGAGUAUGUGGAAUAAGUCAGAACGUGUGUUAUUGUUUUUCGCGGGGUAAAAUAUCUAUUUUUGGGACAUUUAUAAUUUCAAAAUAAAUAUUAAAUAUUAAAAAGAAAAUCUAACAAAAACAGGAAUUAGGAUACAAACGAGCAAAGUACAAUCAUAAGGACAAUCGAUUUGAUCAUUACAAAAAAGAAGGAAGACAAAAAUAAACACAACAAAAUGCGACGAGCUUCAUUUACUCCAGUUUUUAACAUAAGCGCACAAGAGCCACUUAUUGUGGUGGAAGAGACAAAUGUGGCUGACGAUGAUGAGGCCGAUUCAGCAGAACAAAGAAAAAAAUCGACCAGCGAUGAUAAUAAUUCAGAUUCUGAUUCACCGGUCAAUCCGUUCCUUUUGUGUCCAUUUCCGGACAUGCAACAAAGGCGAAAACACUCGUUGCCGUCCUUACAAAUAACAGAAGGUAUAACGGCUAGUCAGGUGCGUCGUUUAUCUGAAGCUGGGGGCGAAUGCAAUACUCUAAGUUGCAAGGAUGUCGAAUUUUUAGCAACAUUGUCACAAAAACAGAAUCCGGCUGCUGGCGGUCGUAGACAUUCGGUUGUGACAAUUUCAGCUUGUGCCCCCUUAUUUGGAAGAAACAGAAGGGAAUCUAUAUCUGGUGUACCGAUCUCAUUAAGUCGACGUGGAAGUGGAUUCCAGGGCCCUCCUUUGACAGACCAUCGUGGUAGUAUACAUAAUCUACAGCUGGAUAUAAUGGAUGGCAUUGUACAGGCCCGUAAGACUCGCUCUGGUAGCGGAGUAUGGGCAGCAGUGCCUGAGGCCGAAAGCAAUGUUCCGGUCGAGACGACAUAAGAAUUAACCUGAGUCGAAUAAAACCACCAAAAACUGAAACUAAAUUAACACAAAAUAAAAAUAUUUGCAUCAAACAAUCGUUCGGAAUUUAGCGGAUAAGUACUGAAAGGAUUUAAAAACGGAUUAAAAAUUGUGACGGAAAAUUUUUGAACAUUAUACAUUUUUAUAUAUAAACAAAAAUAUAUAUAUUUAAGUGUUUAAGGUUAACAGAAUAUAAUUACUUAAAUCAGGAAUUGAUAAAUCAUUUAAAUAACAUUAUAUUAAUAAUUUAAAAUAAUAAUAAAAUAUUGACGUCAUUUUUUUAUUGAUAAUAAAAAUAUUACUCAAAACAUUGUAACUACAUUGACUUGAUAUAAAACAAUAAUAUAAUAUAAAACAAAAAAAAAUACUAUUUUGAUCAACUGAAUCUGAGCAAUAAUAAAUGUUUUCAACAAUGUAUUGAAAUCCUUCAAAAAAAAAAAUAAAAACAAACAUUCAUAAAAAGAUAUUAUACAUACAUAAAUAGUUCAAAAAUGAAAUAAAUCAUAUACCAACAAUAGAUAAAAGUUCCUUCUGCCGGAAUAGGUAUAUCAUUAACAUCAUGCUAUGUAAUAAUGGAAUUUUACUCAUUAAAUUUGUCAAAUAAAGUAAAAUUAAUUUGUGUAUGCAUUUAAAAAAUAAAAACAUAGUUUUGUGUAUAGUUUUAAACUAUUCCGAAUGAAAAUUUUCUUCAAUUUCAACAGAAACAAAAACAGUAUACAAACAAAAAAAAAUUUAAAUAAAUAAACUAUAAAUGUUGUUAUCAAAAAUAUAAUUGUCCGAACUAUACAUGGAACUCAAUAUAUUGUUGUUUAGUUUUGUUUUUUCUUCUCAAUUUUAAAUAUUUAAAUAUAUUUUUAUCAUUUUCAUUCGCCUUUUUAUAAUUAGAAUCUUUUUUAAAAAAAAUACCUGCAUAAACCUACCUUUGUACAACCUUAAUAAAUUGUUCAAAUAUUAAAAAAACAAUAUUUUUGUUAUUUAUUAUACAUACAUAAUAUUAUAUCUACAUACAUUAAAUUUAAUUAAAUUAAAUACACCAAUGGAUUUUGAAUAAAAGCAAUUAAUGAUUAUAUUGAAAAAUAUAUGAUGAAUGUUUAACAAAAAAACAUAAAAAUAAGAAUAAUAAUUGUAUGUGUUUCUUUUAUUCAUAAGUAGAUUAUAUUUAGAUCAAAAAUUGUCAUACAAAUAAUAAUAAUAACAAAUAAAGGAUUUAACAUUGCAUUCUAGUUGAAAGAUAAUACAUUUUUUGUAGUUCUUAACGUGUUAUACAUUUAAAACAAAAAUAGAAUCAUUAUAAAGAAACAGAAAGGAAACGAUUUAUUAAAUGUCAUUCAAGGAAAAGAAAAACAAAAUAUAAAGAAAAAUAAAAAUAAAAAUAAAAAUUUCAACGGGAUA
Molecule: messenger RNA, 2821 nt
Organism: Eupeodes corollae
Lineage: Eukaryota; Metazoa; Arthropoda; Insecta; Diptera; Syrphidae
Exons: 4
Coding region: 779-1408 (209 amino acids)
Source: RefSeq, a predicted model, not a curated record